AUGUGCAUUCGCGAUCGCCGUGGAAAAGCUGGUCGGAAUUGGGUUGAUUACCACGCCCAUCAUAUACAGAAGUGGGACAAUAGACACAACUUGGUGUGGAUUGAUCUGGAGUACACUAUGGAGCCUAUUGCAACCGGUGAAUAUAUGAAUUGGUUUCGCCAAAUAACUGUGGUGUAUUUAACCAAACCUGGUGUGCAUGCUGAAGAGGGCUUCCUUGAAACGGCAUCUUCUCAUAACUUCGCGGUGGAGACACUUCACAACAUACGCCACUUUAUAAGUUGCCAAGAUAUGACAGAACAUCCGGCUUUGGUAACCAUUUCGAGGAUGGUUGAAGAUGGGUUGCAGAUAUCAGUGGAGGCUGAGCUGAUGGACUACCGUCCUUCCCAGCGCUCUGCGCUGGACAUGGAGAUGACCGUGAGGCAAAAGGGAAAACGGCGAACCAAGAAGAAAACUGCAUGCGGAGAGUCGUCAUCUUCAAGGAUGGAUGCUCAGUUGGUAGAUGACUCCGAUGACGAUUUUGUGGAUCCACCUCCACCUAGAUCUACAGUUCGAGGUCGUCAAUCUGUCAGCCACACUGGUGGUACCGGAGAAGAUAUUGGCCUCAGUGAUGUCCACGCUUCUCCACCGCGGUCGUCUGUGCAAGAUGAUUUUUUUUGGGUGGAUCUAGAGAACGUUGUCCUCCGAGCAUACCACAUUCCUUUCAUUCUCAUUAUGAAAAUGGUAUUCUCCCCCGGCGACUCGCUGUUCUUCACCGAUGAAGGCGGCGACGAUGUAGGCUCCGCCGCCGAACUCAUCAUCCGCCUCCACCCUACCAACACCACGCUCAAACCUUCAACCUGUGCAGCGGGCGCAAGGCUCCCCGGCGCAUUCGCCACGUUACAGCGGCAGUUAGCAAUUGCAAUUCAUCCAUAUUUCGUCAAUUAUUUGAUCGCAUCUGCAAGAUCUGAUCUCAAUAAGAAAGAACUAUGGUGGAUUCAUGCGAUUUAUGUUAUUCAAAUUAAGAUUACUAUGAAAUUGAUCAUUUGCACUGUUCAUAGAAUAGAACAUUUUGAUCGAUUCUAG
Salvia splendens (bonfire salvia) is the source of this 1062-nucleotide messenger RNA. RefSeq lists its product as uncharacterized. NCBI's taxonomy places the organism in Eukaryota, Viridiplantae, Streptophyta, Magnoliopsida, Lamiales, Lamiaceae. The record is from RefSeq and is a predicted model, not a curated record. The transcript is spliced from 4 exons. Bases 1 to 1062 code for a protein of 353 amino acids.